AUGGAAAAUUCGAGUCAAGAAGUGGCCCCGUUGAAGAUCGUGAAGGGCAAACCUCGCCCGCCUGUACCCCAUCUUACGUUUACAACGGGUACAUCGACUACCCAACACGCUCCGACUACCCGUGAAAGACCAGACCAGAUGACGCCGCCGCUCACGCCUCACGGCUCGAAAGAGGAUAUGACGGCCGAGCGAGCAGGAACAGGCAGAUCUAUUUUCCACAACUAUCUUCGUGCCUUCUAUCCAUUUCAUCCGUCGGGUACCGUCUCCCCGUCCACCGUCACCCUUCCACUGGACCAAGGAGACAUUAUUCUCGUACAUUCGGUCCAUGUCAACGGCUGGGCAGAUGGAACACUUCUCGAGACGGGAGAUCGGGGCUGGUUGCCGACCAACUAUUGCGAAGCAUACGAUCAAUUGCCUAUGCGGCCUCUGCUUAAGGCAUUGACCGACUUCUGGGACAUUAUCCGGGGAGGUUGUGGCAAGUCUCUCCGAGACUUUGGCAACCAGGACUUGAUGAGAGGGCUUAUCGCCGGUGUGCGAUUUCUACUAGAAAAAUCAGAGUGUCUCACGAGAGAAUCGCCUCUUGUCCAACGUUACGAUGGACUUCGCAGAAAUAGAAAGGCACUGCUCGCCGAGCUCUCAUCCCUGGUGAAGAUCGCCAAGAGACUGCAAGACCUCGCCAAUGGCACUCCUUCCGAUGAGGAAGUGGAGAAGAUACUUGAUGAGAUGCUCCUCAAGGCGUUUAAGAUCGUCACCCGAGGGGUUCGCUUUCUGGAUGUGUGGAAUGAAGAAGUUGGUCUCGCUAGAGCCAUGCAGGAACUCGAGCGUCCCGAGACAUCUCGUGCGGGCUAUGACGCUCCAUUAUUGACUCCGCCCACCGACACAUUCUCGAUUCCCGACCGAGCAGGAUCCGCAGCAGCUGUGUCCUCUGCCUCUGAGACGAACGGGAGUCAUCUUAACGUCAGCCAGGCCUCUACGCGUACCGAACACCCGGGACAACCGCCUAGACCGAUUUCUGUCCAGGGGAACAGGAUCUCUAUUUCUCACAGGGUAUCCUAUUCGGGACCAUCUGCAGCGCUUCGUAACCCAAAUCUCGCAUCAGAACGCCUUGGCUCGGCAUAUGAUGGCUUCCUGGGGGUGUUGGGGUCAUUCAUUGGUCUUCACCUGCAGUCGCGGUCGUCGACAGAGCUGAUCCUCACGACUCAACAGUCCGUCCAGUCAUGUCGGGCACUACUAUCUGUUGUCGAGGCGAUCUGGGAACACGAUCUCAAGCGUUCAGUGGAGCUGGAGCAAGCCAAGGAUACAAUGUAUGAUCGCAUCACAGAGUUGGUUCAUGCGGCGCGGGAUGCUUUUCGACCAAAUGCCACGGAUGAUGAGGUUGUGUUUAUGCCAGACGAGGGCAAGCGUCUGGUAGAUGCUGCCACAGAUUGCGUUCGGGGUGCUGGCAGCUGUGUGGCCAAAGCUCGUCAGGUGCUGGAGCAGAUCGGUGACUUCGAAUUUGACUCUCCUGCGAUCGACUCACAGCCCGACUCGGACGCACCUGACAAGACGCCACAGCCUCAACAAGGAGGUGCGGAAAAUCCUGAACGCCCACCUCAGCCAUCUAUGCGCCUUCCUCCUCCCCCACUCCGCAUCCCGAACAAGGACCUGACGCCUGGCACUCCUACUCUCACUGACGGUACCACUCCCUCAUCGACGUACUCGCGGACGAUGCCGCGCAGUCCCACCACUGCCGGAGACCGUUCUUCGUUUCCUUCAGUCGCGACUCCCAUUCUCGCAAGCGAUGUCAGCCCAUCAGACGCUGUCUAUCAAGAACAAAGCUCCAAGUCUGACUCCCAGCCUUUGUCUCGCUAUGAGACAAGGGGAACGACCAGCACUGGCAGCUCUUUCACAUAUAAAAGCGCUGUGCGCGAUUCGGAAAUGAGCGGGGUUUCCCAGACAUCUACUCGAGCAACAUCUCCAGACAUUGGCGGUAAUGCCCAGGCGCCAUCGCUGAAAGGCAGCCUGAGCCGUUCCACUCUGGCAGAGGAGAACGACGAAACCGAGGCGAACAUUUUGGAGAAGACUUAUGCCCAUGAGCUGAUGUUCAAGGACGGCCAAGUGGUGGGUGGCAGUCUCAGGGCGUUAAUUGAGAAGCUCACUGCUCAUCAAUCGACCCCCGACGCUCUUUUUGUUUCGACCUUCUACCUCACUUUCCGUCUCUUCGUGUCACCUUUGGAAUUCGCGCAAGCCCUUGCUGAGCGGUACGAUUACAUCGGGGAUACCCCUCAUGCCGCAACUCCGGUCCGACUACGGGUUUACAACGUGUUCAAGGGCUGGUUAGAGUCUCACUGGCGUCAUGAUUGCGAUAACGUCGCUCUGGACUUUAUUUUGAACUUCUCCAAGACCAAAUUGAUGGUCGCCUUGCCGAAUGCCGGGAAGCGUCUCGUCGAGCUUGCAGAAAAAGUUUCUACUGUGCAUGGCCCCGUAGUACCACGCCUUGUCUCUUCAAUCGGAAAGACUAACACUGCCAUUGCGCAGUACGUGCCUCCUGAUACUCCCCUUCCACCUCCCAUUAUAACGAAGAGCCAAAUGAAUCUUUUGAAACAGUGGAAGAAUGGCGGCGCGAACAUCAGCAUUCUCGACUUUGAUCCUCUCGAAUUGGCGAGGCAGAUUACUAUCAAGGAGUCGAGAAUCUUCUGUUCGAUUCUUCCGGAAGAGCUGUUGGCCACAGAGUGGAUGAAGAAAUCCGGUUCGUUGGCAGUAAAUGUCCGGGCCAUGUCGACACUCUCUACAGACCUUGCCAACCUGGUCGCGGAUUCGAUUCUUCAGCUGGAGGAGCCCAAGAAGCGGGCUGUCAUCAUCAAGCAAUGGGUGAAGAUCGCCAACAAAUGUCUCGAGCUUAACAACUAUGAUUCGCUCAUGGCCAUCAUCUGCUCACUGAAUUCGUCCACUAUCGUCCGUCUCAAGCGGACCUGGGAACUGGUUUCGCAGAAGACGAAGGCCACCUUGGAUAAUCUCAAGGGGAUCGUGGACGUCUCCCGGAACUAUGCGGUUCUCCGUCAGCGCUUGCAGAAUCAUGUUGCGCCAUGCUUGCCCUUCGUGGGCGUGUACCUGACGGAUUUGACUUUUGUCGACCACGGCAACCCGCCUUUGAGAACUCUUCCCACGGAAGACGGCGAACUGACCGUGAUCAACUUUGACAAGCACAUGAAAACUGCCAAGAUCAUCAGUGAGCUGCAGCGUUUCCAGGUACCGUAUCGGUUGACAGAAGUGCCUGAACUUCAGACUUGGAUGCAAGACCAGUUCAUUCGGGUCCGGUCCAACGGGGAAAAGAGUUUCCAAAGCUACUAUCGUCGAUCGUUGAUCCUUGAGCCAAGAGAAACAGCGCAACCGCGCGGUGCUGCUGCCGAGUCGAGCUCGAUUUUGUCUCGGGAGACUACGAAAGAGAAAUUCGAUUUCCUCAAUUGGACUCACAAUUCGAAAGUGAAAUCUGUUGCGACGACUAGCUAG
Rasamsonia emersonii CBS 393.64 is the source of this 3489-nucleotide messenger RNA. Its product is annotated as Ras guanine-nucleotide exchange protein. The transcript is spliced from 2 exons. Gene Ontology annotation, biological process: Ras protein signal transduction; positive regulation of GTPase activity. Lineage: Eukaryota; Fungi; Ascomycota; Eurotiomycetes; Eurotiales; Trichocomaceae. Gene Ontology annotation, molecular function: protein binding; guanyl-nucleotide exchange factor activity. Bases 1 to 3489 code for a protein of 1162 amino acids. Gene Ontology annotation, cellular component: plasma membrane. The record is from RefSeq and is a predicted model, not a curated record.